This is a messenger RNA of Dicentrarchus labrax (European seabass), 3253 nucleotides long. Its product is annotated as zinc finger protein 709-like. Bases 22 to 2376 code for a protein of 784 amino acids. NCBI's taxonomy places the organism in Eukaryota, Metazoa, Chordata, Actinopteri, Moronidae. The record is from RefSeq and is a predicted model, not a curated record. The transcript has 2 exons.
AAGACGGAGCUCUGGACUGGGAUGUCUCUGACGGAAACCCCGCCGCGCUGCGGUCUCCGGGUCCUGAAGGAUUCGGUGUCGGAGCAGCUGACCCGGGUCGGAGAGGAGAUCCUGGUUCUGCUGGAGAAGCGGAUCUCCGGAGGCUCCGGAGCCUCCGCGGGCCGCCUGCUGCGGCUGCUGCUCAGCGAGAGUCUGGCGGCGGCGGCGGAGCGGAUCGUCGGGCUACUGGAGCGGGAGGUUGAGGAGUACCGGCGGCAGCUGGAGCGCCAGAACCGGCUGCUGGACGCGGUGCUGAACCCGGUGGUCCGACUGAACCGGACAGAUUCCAUCAGGAUGACGAGUGCUAACGAAAACCACCGCCCGCUAUCUGAAGUCGACCUCUUCCUCGUAGCACCGCUCAGCUCUGCCUCCUCGGACACCUCCGCAGCCGAGAGUGACGACGACUGGAGGGGCAGCGACAACUCUUCCACUAACGAAGACGGAGGGCAGCAGUCUGGUGGCCGGAGACACCAGGCGGCAUCGUCGGACCGGCCGGCUCACUGCUGCGCCAACUGUGGAAAAAGCUUCCGCCACAAAGGGAAUCUGGUGAAACAUGCAGAAACGCACUCGGACAACCCAGAGUGUCUCUGUGGAGUCUGCGGUGAACACUACGAGUCCUUCUUCGACCAUCUUCGGUCUCACAGAGAAACCAUCAGCGGCGGCGGAACGUGUGAGAUCUGCGGGAAGAUGUUUCAGAACAUGGAGACGCACAUGAGGAGUCACACCGGGGUGAAACCGUACAGCUGCGACGUCUGUAGCAAGAGCUUCCCCCGACCCGGAGCACUGAGGAGACACAAGAAGAUCCACUGCAGGAAGAUGGCCGAUGUGUGCCCGGUCUGUGGACUCACUUUCAUCCAGAACCAACUGCUCCAGGAUCACCUGAAGACCCACGAACAGGACGAAGGCGGUCAGUUAGAGACGCCAAAGACAGAUCGAGGGCUGAAGUCCUCCUCGCUGUGCUGUAGAGUCUGCGGCGAUUUAUUCCACAGCCGAGGGUUCCUAAGGAAACACGCCGAGAGCCACAGCAGGGAGUCUCAGAGCGUCUGCGGCGUCUGCGGACAGCAGCUGGACUCACCUGACCAUCUGCGGACUCACCUACAGGCUCACAGAGAGGCCAGUGGGACCUGCAACAUCUGUGGGAAGAGUUUCCAGAACAUGGAGACGCACAUGCGAAGCCACACAGGGAUCAAACCAUACCGCUGCGGCGUCUGCAACAAACGCUUCCCCCGACCUGGAGCACUGAGGCGCCACAGGAAGAUCCACGGUGGGGAGCGACCUUACGUCUGUCAGCACUGUGGGAAGACGUUCAUUGAGAGCAGCGCCUUAAAGACACACAGCAGGAGUCACUCGUGGGAGAUUGGCGGCGAUGAGGACGCAGAGCCUCUGCCGGACUCUCCGAGCCUGAAACCAGAGAAAACUGCAGAAGAGAACGUGAAGGUGUCGACUCACUGCUGUAAAGUCUGCGGCGAGUCUUUUCAGAGUAAAGGUAGUUUAAGGAAACACGCCAAGAGUCACUCAACAGAGUCCAUCUGCGGUGUCUGCGGCGAAGGUUUGCUGCCAUCAGAGACCCUGACAGACCACCUGCAGAAUCACAGAGACGCCGGUAAAAUCUGUCACAUCUGCGGUAAAACCUACCAGAACAUUGAGACUCAUAUGAGAAGUCACACCGGGGUCAAACCGUACCUCUGUGGCAUCUGCGGUAAAUCCUUCCCGAGGCCCGGCGCCCUGCGGCGCCACAAACGGAUCCACACCGGAGAGCGACCGUAUAUCUGCGAGUUCUGCGGAAAGACGUUUAUUGAUAAUGGCGCUCUGAUGACACACAUCAGGAACCACACCGGAGACAAGCCAGCUCAGCGCGUCUCCUGUGAGACUUGUGGUAAGAGUCUGGCGUCAGUCCAUGUCCUGGAGGUCCACAAGAGGAUCCACACGGGUGAGAAGCCGUUCCAGUGUCGCAUAUGCGGUAAAGCCUUCAGGCAGGUGGGAGGGCUGAACGCCCACAUGCUGACCCACACCGGGGAGAAGCCGUUCAGCUGCAGCCUCUGCAACAAGAGCUUCAGCACCAAAGGAUACCUGGAGACCCAUAUCCGCUUCCACAAGAAGGAGCGAGCGUUCAGCUGCCACCUGUGCUGGAAGGCCUUCGUCACCAAGAACGACCUGAAGAAACACCUGUUGACGCACACCGGAGAGAAACCCUACAGCUGCAGAGUGUGCGGAAAGAGCUACCAGGAGAAACGCUCCAGAGAUGUCCACAUGAAGGUGCACCUGGACGUCCGGAUCAGCAAAGAACCUAUCAGAAGGCAGGAUGGUGGUCUGCAGCAGGACUUUAUUCAGCUGUAGACUUUAGACCAGAGUUCAGACUUUAGACCAGAGUUCAGACUUUAGACCAGAGUUCAGACUUUAGACCAGAGUUCAGACUUCAGACCAGAGUUCAGACUGAAAUCUGAUGAUUCUCCAGUCAUCAGAGAUACAAAACUGUUUUUAAGUCGAGACCCAGGGGUGUCCUCAGAGGUUCAAAUACGAUUUCACCUUUCUUAUUUUUACAUUUCAAAAACACUAACACGUGGCAGGACGAACAGAAACUUGAAGGCGGCCGGCGUUGGGCAGCACUGACCAAGAAAUCUUCACAUUUGAGAAACUGGAAGCUGCAUUUGGAAUUUGCUGACUGAUGGAUUAAUGGACUGGUUACAGAGACGCAGCGUCACAGGCGCAGUGCUUCAAAAACAUCUUGGCAAACAGCUGAUUAUUAUUUUAUUAAUAAAUAUAAUUCAUUUCAAAGAGGUGAUAACUGAGUUUACUUUAUACCCGCUGCUCCGUUGCUCUCAGUCCAACUAGCUAACUAGCUAACCUAUUGACCUGCAUAGUAAACAGGAUGUGGUAAAGUAGUAAAGCAUGCUUCUUGAUUGAUUUGAUUGGCUGUCUGGGUUAGGUGUGACACUGAUGAGCCUUGUGACUCUACGCUGAGUUGAAAAUCUGAUUACUUACAUUACAUAAUGAAGUAUUAGUUCUGAUGUUCUCCGUAUCAAUAUAUCAAUCAAUGAGCUGUUUCCUGUUCAUUGAUCUGUUGAAAUGGUUUCCACCUCCAGCAGUUUGUGUCCAAUAUUCUCAAUAUUCAGCAGAAAGUGCUUUUAUUCUGAAAGGGACGCUGAGAAUGAACAUAAACCACUGAAACUCUGUAAAGUUAAUGAUAUUGAUAAUAAACACUUUAAGUAGCUCA